Molecule: messenger RNA, 1704 nt
Organism: Diaporthe amygdali
Lineage: Eukaryota; Fungi; Ascomycota; Sordariomycetes; Diaporthales; Diaporthaceae
Product: translation initiation factor eIF-2B
Exons: 3
Coding region: 1-1704 (567 amino acids)
Molecular function (GO): S-methyl-5-thioribose-1-phosphate isomerase activity
Source: RefSeq, a predicted model, not a curated record
AUGGCCUCGGCCGGUGAUGGCGGAAAGCCGGCUCUGCAGAAGCGAUCUGUUGUCUCCUCGUUCCUCUACAAAUUCGUCGACGAGGAUGGCGAGCGCAAGGCCAAAGUUGCCUUGUUCAAGCGGAGUGGCCAAGUGCGUACAUAUCAGCAUCGCUGGGCAGUGGUGUCUGGCAGCAUCGACCCAGAGGACCCUUCGCCUCAAGCGGCAGCCUGGAGAGAGAUCCGGGAAGAGACCACACUGACGCCGUCUUCCCUCGAACUCAUGCGCCAGGGUAAGAGCUACGUCUUGCCGGAUGAAUCUAUUGGCAGAGAGUGGACCAUCUAUCCAUUUGCCUUCCGGCUGAAGGAUGCAAGCGAGGGUGGAGAGGGUGAGAAAGGUAUCCAACUCGAUUGGGAACACGACACCUGGGCAUGGUACGACCCUUUCGAGGUUGAGGAUUCAGAAAAUUUUGGAGCUGUUCCACGCCUGGCAGAAAGCUUGCGGCGAGUCUGGUUCGAAAAAGAUCUGGGCCUCGAAGCUGGUGCUGUCCUCACGAAUGGGCUCGAAAGACUCAAGAAUGAUCAUCAAAGCGGUGCACGGCAGCUCGCCGGUAUUGGGCUCGAGAUUCUGCGCGAGAUCGUCUUCAAGAUGGACACGCAUCAGCCACCCGAACAGUGGUGGACUCGAGUUCGAUUUGCCUCCUGGCAUAUCUGGAAGAAUGGCCGUGAAUCAAUGGGGGCGGCUGUAUUGAGCGUCUUGCUCUCUGCCCUGAGUGGUAUCGAGGCAAGGAUACAACGACUUGAGGACAAAUCGGUGUUGCGAUGGAGAGACGCUGCGGUCGAAGAGCUCGACAGUGUGAUCGCUUCAAGGCAAGAUACGGCCAGGGCAAUUUCCACCACCUUCUCCAGCUUCAUAAAAGAACACAUCGCGUCCAAGCUUGGGCAAGCUCGGCCGAUCAAAGUGCUAACCGUCUCCGAGAGUUCCACAAUCACAUGUGCGCUUCGCGAAGUCAUCGCCAACACUGGGAUUUCGCUGGACCUGCGCAUCCUAGAGUCGCGGCCUCUGUUCGAGGGCGUAUCUCUGGCCAGCGAGCUUUCCAAAUCCGUACCUUCUUCUCAAUUUUCGACAGAUGAGGCGACAAAUGAGCCCGGACGGCCACGCAAAGACCCCAUCCCGAAACUUCAACUCACGCUCUACACGGAUGCAUCUUCGGCUCUUGCUUCGGAUGAUGUGGAUGUCGUUCUGAUAGGUGCGGAUAGAAUUGCGGAAUCCGGAGCAGUCAGCAAUAAGACGGGCUCGCUGCCUGCGAUCCUCAGCGCUAAGCAUGUCUCGCCAAAAGCAAAGAUAGUCAUCGUAAGCGAGACGGAAAAGGUCGCAACCCCAGGGGCUGCAGCUGCCCAUGUUGUGGAAAAUAACGACCCCGCUCAGCUGAUGCAUGCAUGGACGGCGGGCUUCAAUAGCGAGAGGAUCAGAAGUGCUGCGGGUACGAUACCCUCUGUCGCCGGCGGUGCUACCGUACAGGAUGCAUAUCAUCCGCAUCAUGGAGUCGACGAGGUGAACAACGAUGUGGUCGAUGUGCGCGUUCGCAACGUGUUCUUCGAGUGGAUUCCCCCCGAGCUUGUCGAUAUCUACAUCACUGAGCGAGGCCAGUUGACAGUGGCGGACAUAGCGAAGCACUCUAAGACAUUAGGCACUGAAGAGGAAAGAUUCUUCAGGGAUAUCUGA